This is a messenger RNA of Pseudophryne corroboree (corroboree frog), 531 nucleotides long. RefSeq lists its product as uncharacterized. The coding region runs from base 1 to 531 and encodes 176 amino acids. The transcript has a single exon. Lineage: Eukaryota; Metazoa; Chordata; Amphibia; Anura; Myobatrachidae. The record is from RefSeq and is a predicted model, not a curated record.
AUGGUUCUCCAGAAACUUCAGGAACACAAGCUGUAUGCAAAAUUGGAGAAAUGCGAAUUUGAGGUGGGAGAGGUGUCUUUCUUAGGUUACAUAAUUUUGCCUAGAGGAUUUUCUAUGGACCCAAAGAAAGUGCAGGUGAUUCUUGAAUGGUCCCAUCCUUCCAACAUCAAGGCAAUCCAGCAUUUUCUUGAAUUUUCUAACUAUUAUAGACAUUUCAUUCUCUCUUUCUAUACUAUUGUCGCCCCCACUGUGGAGCUUACUAAGAAGGGAGUAGAUGUUCAGCAUUGGUCACAACAGGCAGUGUUGGCCUUCGAAAGGCUCAAGAAAGCAUUUACGUCUGCACUGGUUUUUCAUCACCCAAACCCGAGUUUGCCUUUCCUGGUGGAAGUGGAUGCUUCAGAUGUUGGAGCAGGUGCAGUACUUUCACAGAGAGAUCCAGAGGACUGGAUGUCCAGCCUUGUGCCUUCCUCUCCCAAAAAUUCUCCUCAACCGAAAGGAAUUAUGAUGUUGGGAAUCGGGAGCUCUGGGUGA